AUGACCGCGGCAAACCCACAGGAUGACCUUGCAAAAAAGCUGCGAGCAGCCGCUACUGAGGCAAUCACCAAUGUUACAUUGGAUAAAGUUUUAGCAACUCCCUGGGAGGCUCAGAGACGUCAGCUUGUGAAUGAAGCAAAAUUUGCCCAGGAGCAAAUCAAGAACAUCAAUUGGCAGAAGAACGAACUUCAAAAUCGCGAAUUGGCCGCAGAAAAGCUUGACGCUCUUGCUACUGCCCAAGAGACUUUCGUAAGCAGAAGUGCACGGUUACCACGCUGA
Messenger RNA from Penicillium macrosclerotiorum, 279 nucleotides. RefSeq lists its product as uncharacterized. The record is from RefSeq and is a predicted model, not a curated record. Lineage: Eukaryota; Fungi; Ascomycota; Eurotiomycetes; Eurotiales; Aspergillaceae. Bases 1 to 279 code for a protein of 92 amino acids. The transcript is spliced from 2 exons.